Naumovozyma dairenensis CBS 421 is the source of this 1020-nucleotide messenger RNA. RefSeq lists its product as uncharacterized. The record is from RefSeq and is a predicted model, not a curated record. NCBI's taxonomy places the organism in Eukaryota, Fungi, Ascomycota, Saccharomycetes, Saccharomycetales, Saccharomycetaceae. Bases 1 to 1020 code for a protein of 339 amino acids. The transcript has a single exon.
AUGCUUAGUUCAGUUCUUCUCAUUAUAAUACAGGCUACUUACGUCCUGUCAUCAUUAAUUAACUACCAAGACCAAUCAUUAUGGAAAAGGGGAACUUUAACAUGCCAAACAGUAAUGAAUGGAUGCCCGGAUUUAAAUUUCGGAUGGCAUGCAGCUAACACCAACAUUCUGAAAUAUUAUUUAGAUAUAUUAAAUGUCGAGUGGUUGGGAAAUAACCUCUAUGAAAUUACUAUUCAAGUAACAGGUGAAGAACAAAUUGACUUGAAAUAUCUGUAUUCUUUGAAAAUCAUAGGUGUUCAGGGCCCUAAAAGCACAAUCCAAUUGUAUGGUAAAAACGAAAAUACUUUUCUAAUUGAUAGUCCUACAAAUUAUACAGUCACUUUUCAAGUAUACGGUGGGGCCAAAAAAGACGAAUGUAAUAUCUGGCUGCCGAAUUUUCAAAUUCAAUAUGAAUAUCUACAGGGUGAUGCAAGUAAAUACCAAAACACGUGGAAGUGGGGUACAACGUCCUUUGAUCUAUCAACAGGGUGCACCAACUAUGACAAUCAGAUGAACUCACAGACUGAUUUUCCAGGAUUCUAUUGGAAUAUGGAUUGUAGAAACGAAUGUGGGAAAAGUGCAACACUCUGGCGUCCUUCCACCGUCUCAUCGAAAGUGAAAAGUACCGCUGCAAGCAUCAUUAUUCCGACUAUUGAUGGCUCUUCAACCUCUACCUCUGAUUCCUCCAGUUUUCUCAGUACGUUUUCCCAACGAAAUUCAGUGCCAGUUUCGGAUCCUUUAUCAUCCGUUGACUCGGUUACUUCAUCCAGAGAACCUCUAACUUCAAGUAACUUACCAUCAACCACAAGGCAAUUGUACGUGACAAGUACAAUAACUCAAUAUUUGAGUACUGUAUAUAAUACCUACAUUACCUAUACAACGCGUUCCGAUAUUACUAGAGUCUCAAUUAUUAUAGAAAUAAUAACCUCAUAUGAGAAAUUAUCAAACCGGCCAAGUAUAACCACUGCCACGGAUGUCUAA